Messenger RNA from Knipowitschia caucasica, 2295 nucleotides. The record is from the annotation of a GenBank genome assembly. NCBI's taxonomy places the organism in Eukaryota, Metazoa, Chordata, Actinopteri, Gobiiformes, Gobiidae.
AUGGGAGACGGAUGGGAGGGAUGGGAGGGGCCGCGCGCUCGCUCCGUCGUGCACGCGCAUGUCAGCACGCACUCGGAGCUGGAGCAGAGAGAGCGCACCGCGGACUGCAGCCUCUCUGCGGGAAAAUGUGCACUUCCCCGCGGUCUGAGCUUCGCCAAAACGGAGAGGAUGUCUGUGCGUAGCGUGGUGGCUGUGUGGGCGCUGCUGGUCUCAGUGGUGCAGUGCUGCCCUCAGCCCUGUACCUGUGUGGACAAAGAUGUGCAGAAUCUGGCCAACUGUGCGUAUAAGGAGCUGGUGGAGGUCCCCAUGGGUCUGCCCCCCAAGAUCACCACCCUGAGCCUCUCUGCCAACAAGAUCAAAGUGCUCAAGAGUAAAAGCUUUGUGAACGUGACUCAGGUUAACUCUCUGUGGCUCGCUCACAAUGAGAUUCUGACGAUAGAGAGGGACACGCUGGCUCCACUGGUGCAGCUCAAGAACCUGGACAUAAGCUACAACAAAAUUAUCAACUUUCCCUGGGAGGAUCUGCAAAACAUGACGGCGCUGCAGCUGCUAAAGAUGAAUAACAACGAGAUGGUGAGUCUGCCAAAGGACGCCUUCUCCACGCUGGCGGAUCUGAGGUCUCUGCGCAUCAACAACAACAAGUUCACCACGAUUGUCCAGGGUACGUUCUCCACCUUGUCCUCCCUGUCCCACCUGCAGAUCUUCAACAACCCUUUCUCCUGCUCCUGCGCCGUGGAGUGGCUCCGGGACUGGAUUGCUGCCACCAAGAUUUCAGUUCCCGAGCCCAACAACAUCGUGUGUGACAGUCCUGAGCAUCUGAAGGGAACAAUGAUCACCAAUAUGCCUCAACUCAGCUGCAAACCCCCCGUUGUGUCCAUCACGAACCAGCCAGACCUGGAGAGCACCGAGCUGAGUGAGGGGGCGUUUGUGGUUUUAACCUGCGAGGCUGAGGGAAUGCCUCUGCCUCAGAAGGUGUGGGAGCUGACCACUGCCAGCAAGAACUAUCUAUUCCCUCUGCCGGCGAAUGGAGCCAAUUCUGACAAGCCCAUUAACGACAAGGCGACCAACAGCCUGUUCCUCGUCUUUCAAAAUGGCAGCCUGGUCAUCCCUCGCCUAAGCAAAAGCGUGGAGGGAAACUACAGCUGCUCAGCCUCCAACGACGUGGGCAGAGCUCAGAGCAGCGUCCGAGUGGUUUUGGCCUCACAGAAGUACGUCUCCAAAACAACUCCGGAUUCUACCGAUAAAUUUCCUUCCGUGAAUAAGCCUGAUUCAUCCAAAGCCUCCAAGAACAACGUGAUAAACAGAUCCAAGAGCGACGAGAGGACCAAGGCGGAUGACGCGUCCGGGAAACAUGAGGCUGAGCAGGCGGGAGGAAAAUCCAAAGAACCAGCGUUGGGGAGUAAGUGUGGAGUGAAAGACGGCAGCGAGUAUGUCUCCAACCACGCCUUCAACAUGACUCUAGACGACCUCAAACAGUACACCUUCGACUUCGGGGUUAUCGCGCUAGAAGUGUCCGAGACUGAGGCGAAAGUCCAGCUGAAUCCGCUACAGCUCCCCAGCGGCAAAACCACCAACCUGCACCUGAGCCCCAACGACCACCUAGACACGGUCAACAAGGUGCCAAUCAAGGUGUUCGAGGCGACCAGCUCCCAGGCCACUCUGGACAUGCUCUAUCUGUGUGUGGACUCGGGAAACGGACACUCCAUGGUGCAGUGGUCCAAGAUAGAGGAGGGCGUCAACUCCUACCGCUUCCAUCACCUUCACCCCGGUACUAACUACACCCUCUGCCUCACGUACGGAGGCCAGGACUGCCAGGUGCAAGUCGUCUUCACCACCAGGAAGAAGAUCCCCUCCCUGCUCAUUAUCGUGGUCGUGAGUAUUUUCCUCUUGGCUUUGGCCACUGUGCCUCUGCUGGGGGCCACCUGCUGCCACCUCCUGUACAAAUACCAAGGAAAAACCUACAAGCUCGUCAUGAAAACGCAGAACCCGGAUCAGAUGGAGAAGCAAAUGGCGUCUGAUUUCAACCCAAGGGCGUCGUACGUGGGCUCAGAGAAGAACUUUGGCCCCAGCGAGGAGGACGAGGAGGAAGAGGAGGAGGAGGGCGAGGCUGACGACGCAGACCAGGGAGAGGCAGAGGGCAGCGUGGUCACAGAGUCCAACCAGGGGUCGUCAUCCAAAACCAACCCUGAGGAGUUCGAGGUGGGCUCCGAGUACAGCGACCGCCUUCCUCUCGGCGCAGAGGCGGUCACCAUCUCUGAGGAAAUCAACGGCAAUUACAAAGAGCCGAGUCGCUGA